GAGGAGCGGUGGCUGACGGAUGGCCGAUGCAGUAUUGAGAUAUUGGCGCUGUUUAUGUUGACGGGCGUUUUCUCGACGUUGCUAAUCAGGGAAACGAAGAACGAGACGUUGGAAGACCUCUCGAACGAGAAGCAGGAAGGGUUCAUCGAAGGUGUCGCUGCUUCAGGAGACUCAUAAUUGAGUGUAUGCCAGACGUUUCCUUCCCGCUUCCAUUUCUUGCUUCAUCACUCACACUGCUGCUCAAUGUCUCUAUCCCGUCGCUGCAUGAUGUAUUUAUGCUCUCAUUACUUAGUCACUCACUCUCGUGGAUGGCGCGCGCGUGUGUGCGCCAGACUGUUACGUUCACUGUAAUGUAUCGCAGCCUUGUAUGCGUGAACGCGCAGGACGCGCUGCGGGCUGCAUGUAAUGAAUAUACCCACGCUCCUUGCCCGAUGCAUACUGCUUCGAUUCGCCCCGCGAUUGACUGAAAGAAAUGCCGAGCGUGGGAAAUUGUGGAGUGUCC
Molecule: messenger RNA, 502 nt
Organism: Laetiporus sulphureus 93-53
Lineage: Eukaryota; Fungi; Basidiomycota; Agaricomycetes; Polyporales; Laetiporaceae
Exons: 2
Coding region: 186-467 (93 amino acids)
Source: RefSeq, a predicted model, not a curated record